Messenger RNA from Setaria italica (foxtail millet), 4512 nucleotides. RefSeq lists its product as uncharacterized. The coding region runs from base 2217 to 3395 and encodes 392 amino acids. Lineage: Eukaryota; Viridiplantae; Streptophyta; Magnoliopsida; Poales; Poaceae. The transcript has 6 exons. The record is from RefSeq and is a predicted model, not a curated record.
AUCCUGUCUUUACCGGUGCAUUUUGGAUAGAAUUGUUUCGCUUUGUCGGGAGUGACUUUAUGCCUCGUUCUGCUUUUCACCCACAAACUGACAGCCAAUCAAAAGUCACUAACAGGGUAUUGGGUGUCUAUCUUCGCUGUCUUGCCGGCGAUCGGCCACGGAGUUGGCUCAGGUGGCUGCCAUGGACGGAAUACUGUUAUAGUACUUCCUAUCAGACAGCUCUUCAGGCCACGCCCUUUGAGAUGGUUUAUGGCAGGCCGCCCCCCACAUUGGCUGCUUAUCAGCCCGGCUUGUCACGGGUGGCUUCAUUGGACAAGCAGCUCGUCGAAAGGGAUGCAUUCUUGGCUGCUGUUCGGGAAUGGCUCCUCCAGCCACAAGGAAUCAUGAAGCAACAAUAUGAUGCAACCCAUCGGGACGUCACCUUUGCUGUGGGUAAUUGGGUGUGGCUUCAUUUUCACCAGCGUGCAGUGUCCUCCGUCAAGGUGGCCUAGAAUGCCAAGCUGGCUCCUGGCUACUACGGGCCAUUUCAGGUGAUUGAGCGCAUUGGCUCGGUUGCCUAUCGCCUGCAGCUUCCCGCCAAAGCACGCAUCCACAAUGUCUUCCUGAAGCCGUUUCAUGGCGAGGCCCCGGGUGACAUAAUUCCACUUCCUACCGUUGUGCAUGGCCAUGCUAUUCCAGAACAUGCUAAGGUUCAGCGUGCCUAUCUUAAUCGUGGGGUGUGGGAGGUCCUGGUGCAUUUGCUGGGUCAGAGUGCCGCAGAUUCUACAUGGGAGCCAUCGGAGGAAUUCAAGUCCACAUACCUAGAUUUUCAGCUCGAGGACGAGCUGUUUCGAAAGGAGGGGGGAAGUGUUGUGGACUCUUUCAUGGGAAGGUGUACAACAGGAGGAAGAAGGCGCCAUCUAGUUGCUGAUGUGGUGCUUAAUUCCCCUAUUUUGUGGCUGGGUCAGUAGUUAGUUGGAUCAGGAUACAAAUAAGAUCAGAUAGAGAUGAGAUAAGAUCAUAAUAGUUGAGAGUUUGUUAUGGCCGGCCUUCUUAUAAGCCAAGGCCACGACAGGAGAUUAGGUAGGUAGAAAUAGAUCCUAGCACUCAGAGCCUUCCAGGGAGGGCAAGUUGGGUUUCUAUCCUACCAUUGUAGCCUGUCUACUAAUCAAUAAAGCUGUUAUGUUCCCCAUUUCUUGUUGCUUAUCAUUGUUCUUCAGAAUUUCCACUGGGUAGCGAGAAGCAUUUUCUAUAUGCUUUAAUUUCACAAGAAAUAAAACCAGGUCCGUAUAGAAAUCCACAUUUCUGAAGCUUACAUUAGGCAUCAUGUUGAGCCGAAGCAUGUUUUUGUAGCUAAGUUCUUGAGGUUCGUGAGGUUGGAAACUUGGAAUGGUUGAGAUUGUUUCGUCGCAAUUCAGUGGUUUAGUCUGCAACUUUCAGAUGGCCCUGGGCUUCUCCGAUUGUAAAUAUGCCACAAAUAAAACACGCCCAUUAACCUGCCUGGAUAAUACAUACUUCAUGAAGAUGUUGCAGCUAGAGUAGUGAACUGCUUUAAGUCUACUAUGUACUGUAUGUGUUGUUCUCAGCUGCGUGGGUCAGGUACUCAGGUCAGGUCAAUAAGCAGCUGCAUGCAUGUGUCGUUUCCUGCUUCUGGCUUGUUAUUUUGUUAUCUUGUGUUCACUUGUGCGUCUGUCAUAUAUACGUCUAAGAGUUAUAUACAAGUCUUUUUCCCCCAUUCUUUUCCUUAUAUAUCAUGAAAAGGAAAAGAGUUCUUUACGGUCGUUUUGUACUCCAGUGUAUAAGCAUAGAAGGACGAAACAUAAAAGUACAGUUAAUUUUUUUUUCUAUGAUGGUCAUCUUUUUCGCAGGUUCGCAGGUUCGAUCCGCAUCGCUUUUUCCAAUGACUUUAAGCACAUUAAUUUCAGAUUACAGUCAGUAUAUACGGAGUACUACCAUUUCAAUCUUUAUUGAUGUUCGAUCGGCUUUCACCUGAAACAAAUGCUGGUCCAGAAAUUCCCACGGAAGAAAUCGCGCGUCGCGGCUACCUCAAAGUCACUGAAAUCAAGCAAUCGGUUAGAGGUAACCACCGCGUCCGCGAAGUCCUCUAUCAGGCAGCUACACGAUGUGGUUUCAGGUUUUGAUGAGAGGAAGAGGGGGUUAGUGAAGUCAAUAGGCUUCAAGGUAUCCUCUAUUUCCCCCCUCUCAGGCAAACCAACAGGAAGUUUGCGCUAUGGAUUAUGAGCAGGGUUGAUCCGUUGUCACAGACGUUGGUUAUCAAUGAUUCAAGGAAAAUACAGUUUAGUAAGGAAGAUGUUGCUCGUGUGUUUCGUAUUCCCAGCCAUGGCUUGAGUGUAGCCGAAAAUGGAAUGCCAGGGAAGGAAACUGUUUCUAAGAUAACAGCUGAAUACCUUGGUGUUGAGGCGAAGGAUCAACCUAGUAUCAAGGCGGCACAGGCGGUUAUUGAGCGGGACUAUGGUGGGUCAAUGUCACCGAGUGAAGAAAAUGCUUUUAAGGCAGCAUUUGUAGUGUAUGUGAUGUCUUUGUUACUGUCUCCGGGUGCAAAGUAUGAUCAUGCCUCUGUGGAUUACUGGAAUACGCUUAGAGAUCCUUUGGUUAUACAUACAUUUGACUGGUCAGAAGAUGUCAUUCAACGACUGCUGUAUGCUGUUCUGAAACUCAAGUCUGACCUAAAGAGUAACCUAAAAGUCCCGAGCAUCACGGGAUGUACUCUAUUCCUGCAGGGCCUGUACCUUGAUAGCAUAUGGAAUAUGGACCACAACAAACUCCCACGUAUCCAGCCAUUUAAUGAUGGAACAAUGAAAUCUAUGAUUCUUGGUAAUACUCUUUCCGGUCCCGAUGACUAUAGUGAAUCUGAUUUUGGUAAUAGCAAGCUGCGGGCACCAUCUGGUUUAUGUUACCACUGGGCAGCUGUUCAGGACUCCAAUGGCACUGGCCAUCCUAUGUCUCAGCAGAUGGCUUUGUGUGAGGCAACUACAUCCUCGGCACAUGCUCUGAGAGUCCCUGUAACAUCCUCCGCAUUAGAGCCUUUUGAUGUCCAAAUAGCUAGUGAAACUUCCGUUAGCUGUUCCGCUAAGAGACAGCUAUGUUCUGAUAUGAAGGGUGUCUCUCUGGUUGACCAACCAGAUCCAGUUGGCAAAAAAGCCCGUUUCAUCAGUUGUACAGAGCACAAUGGUCAUCAGGAUAGCGCAUCUUGCCAAGCAUCAACUGACCGCCAUAACAUGAUGUCAUCGUCCACGAUAGACUUAUCAAAGCAGAUUGAUCCCAUUUUUUCCAAUGCUUUGAGCACCCAUUGUAUGAUCACGAAAGCAAUGCCUACAUUAUACUUGGGUGCUCAUCAUUCCAAGUUGUGGUUCUAUAGAUCUCAAUGUCACAUUGCAGUCACUGGAUUCUUCUGAUGACUAUGCUCCUAGAAAGGUUGUCCCGCAUAUCAUAGAUUCCAAGACUCCUUGGCAGCUGGGAUUCCAGCCGAGCAAUGCCUAUCUUAAUUCAUCAUUGUUAAUGGAAAAGAUGGUGCUGGUGGAUGAUGGUGUCAAUGAUAGGAUGUAUGUACAUUAUCUCACCACAAUCCAGUUACUGUUAUUCUCAUGGUUAAUUAUUUCUAUAAUUGAUUUGUACAUUUUUUUAUAUUUACUCCAAUAUAUCGUAGGCCAUGCUUCAUUCAUUAUAUUCCAAAGUACAUAGAGGUCUUGACAGUUGCAGUCAAAUUGCAAUUUAUUGGCAAGUCAGAGGUGGCAAUGGAUUUAUUUGAUGCGAUCCUGAGGCGUUUCAAGCAGCUAGAUGAUGCAUUAUGUGUUGGCCAACCUUGUGCUUGUUGGAGACAUUUUGUUGAAUCUGACUUUGUGGCAUGUUCACUAUUAUUAUAACAUUGUGGUGUUUCCCUUUUCAUCAAUUUGAUCAAUGGCACAAUGAGUUUCAUUUCCACCCAUUAUUUUGAUCCAAUGUUCUUUUGAAUCCCUUUUGUAACAAUUUAAUGUUAUGUUACCAUCUGCCAAUUCACAGGGAUCCAUACUUGAUGGGUCAUUCGAUAUCAUGGACCCCUCCAUACGCGAACAAUUUGUUGGUCGGCUAUGAUGUCCCCCACUGCAAGAUGCUAUUCUUCCCUAGUUUGGUGGAGCACCGGUGGGUUGUCUAUGUUUGGAGCUGUGAAGAUAAUGUGAUUAUAAUAUUUGACCCUAGUGUAAGCUUUACACCAGCAUUCCAUGUGCAUGUGGUUAAGUUGCUUAAGAGUGCAUUGCGGGAGGUUGUUUUCAAACUUUUUGAUGGAUGGGAGCAAGAUUGGGAAUCAACUAAUUAAAAGUUGUUGAAAUUCACUGACACCACAAUAUCUUGUCUGAAUCGCACCGGCGUAUUGUGUGCUCAUUUCUGUCAGCAGCUUUGAUGGUAAAAGCACAUUUGUGAGGCAUCACAAUGUUGACACUGAACGCACUGCUGGUAUGCUUCUAGCGGAGGUCCUCAAGCUGUUCGAUAAUUAUGGGAAGGAAAAAGUCUAUAUAACCCCUAAUGUAUUGAUGG